AUGGCAGUACAACAACAUGCAAAAACGCGGAUAGCUUAUUAUUACGACGGAGACGUGGGUAAUUACUACUAUGGACAGGGUCAUCCGAUGAAACCCCAUCGAAUUCGCAUGACUCAUAAUCUGUUGCUUAAUUAUGGUCUUUACCGCAAAUUGGAAGUCUAUCGACCGAUUCCGGCGACUUUUGAAGAGAUGACCAAAUACCAUUCGGACGACUACAUGAUGUUUUUGAAAAACAUUCGACCGGACAAUAUAUCUGAUUAUACGAAACAGAUGCAACGUUUUAAUGUCGGAGAGGAUUGCCCAGUUUUCGAUGGUGUUUUCGAAUUCUGCCAGCUUUCUUGUGGUGGUUCCUUGGCUGCUGCUACAAAAUUGAACUGCAGACGGGCAGAUAUUGCCAUUAAUUGGAUGGGUGGACUCCAUCAUGCGAAGAAGAGUGAAGCAAGUGGCUUCUGUUACAGUAAUGACAUAGUGUUGGCUAUCCUAGAGCUGCUCAAGCAUCACCAGCGAGUUCUGUAUGUCGAUAUUGAUAUACAUCAUGGUGAUGGUGUGGAGGAAGCGUUCUAUACAACUGAUCGUGUAAUGACUGUGUCUUUUCACAAAUACGGGGAGUAUUUUCCUGGCACAGGAGAUCUUAAGGAUAUUGGUGCAGAAAAAGGGAAAUACUACGCGCUUAACUUCCCUCUUCGAGAUGGAAUUGACGAUGAGGCAUAUGAGCGAAUAUUCAGCCCUGUGAUGCGAAAAGUCAUGGAGAGCUUCCAGCCAUCAGCUAUAGUACUGCAAUGCGGUGCAGAUUCACUUACAGGAGAUCGCCUUGGGUGCUUUAACCUAACGUUGAGAGGACAUGGCAAAUGUGUAGCAUUUCUGAAGAAAUUUGAUGUACCUCUGAUGCUUGUUGGAGGCGGAGGUUACACCAUCCGCAACGUUUCUCGUUGUUGGACUUAUGAAACUUCUGUAGCAAUAGGCACUGAGAUUGCCAACGAAUUGCCAUAUAACGACUACUUUGAGUACUUCGGUCCUGACUUCAAGUUACACAUCGAAAAAUCCAAUAUGACUAACCAGAACACGCAAGAUUAUUUGGAGAAGACAAUGACACGACUUUUCGAAAAUUUGCGAGAACUUCCUUAUGCACCUUCCGUGCAAAUGCAACCAAUUGAACCGGACACGCUGAAAAUGCUAGAUAAGUCGCUAGUUGAGGACCACCUAAAUCCCGAUGUAUGUUUGUUUACUGUUAUUUAUUUCUGUGUCUGUCACGAGGCAGAAUUCUUUGAUGGAGGUAGAGAAUCUGCUAGGGAUGUCCAGGUCUUUUUCUUUCCCUGUCGUUUCUUUUUUUCUUUUCCUGCCAGAGAAUUAUGGUCUUAUUCACCGGAAAACGUACUGUUUUGCAAAAUAUUACACAUUGCGGCAGCAGUUUACUAA
This is a messenger RNA of Angiostrongylus costaricensis, 1416 nucleotides long. NCBI's taxonomy places the organism in Eukaryota, Metazoa, Nematoda, Chromadorea, Rhabditida, Metastrongylidae. The record is from the annotation of a GenBank genome assembly.